UCAUGGUGCAGCAUUCCUCUGCUCUAAAUACAGGAAACAUUUGGGUUCAGGAGAAAAAUUGUUCUGCUGCAGAAGUCUUUCACUUUAAUUCUUCCUAAUAACCCUGCAGAAGCUGUCAGGCUUCAAAAGCUGCAGAGGAGGAACACGCACAACUUCAGCUAAACGUCUACCUGCUACUGGCACCAAGACAAACACCAAGAAGAUGUUUGCAGCUAAAACCAGUGCAGUUCUUAAAAGUGUCGGAGCUGAGGGGGAUCUGAUUUCCAACUCCAAUUUAAGUCAGAAAGUUGAUCUUCUGACUCUGGUCCGAGUCAGCGAGGGAAAGUUCUUCCAGUACCCCAAGUACACAAUGAUGCAGUGCACCUUACCUGAGCUCAUGGAGGAACAGGAGGAGUUUUCUCCAGAGGUCGAGGAAGAACUUUUAGUGGAGCACUUCAAGACUUCUUCAGAGACCCAUGGGACUGCUGAACUGAAGGGGAGCCACGAAGUUGUUGGUGAAGCUGCAAUCUCUGCAAAAUGUGAUUCUGUGGAUGGUCUGUUUAAGUCAGUCAACAUCAUGAAGAAGAAAGCCAACCUUAAAGCUGUGAGGAAGACUUUCAGCGGCAGGAAGCUUAAAAAUGAAAGUAUAAAGCUGCUGAAACUGAAGGAAAAAGACAAGCUGGCGUUUGUUCAUCAGACGGUUUAUAACACAGAACCUGUGCAAAUGAUCAAAACGUCUGAUCAGGGAGGAUCCAUCUCAGCGUCAUAUCAGAAGAUCAUGAAUCUGCUCUUCAAGGUCAGCAGGAAGGAGGAGACGACCUUCACUAUCCCAGAAAAAGCCACCUUUGCUUUUGGACUUCAGGAGAUCAUGUUUGAGAAGGAGAAGAUGGAAAUACCGUUUGAAUCCUGGACUUACAAGAAGAAUUCAGGUCUGUUCUCCCAUGACAGCAUUGACUCAGAUCUCAUGCAGCAAGUCAGAGAAGGGAUCAAGAUGAAGGAGUUUCUCCUGAAGCCGCUUACAGUUCUUCCUGAGUCGACUCGCCAGGAUCUGCUAAAGAAGCUCCAAGAGGUUCUGGAGGAAGGAGAUGCUCUCAGUCUGCUGGAGGAAACCCUGGAUCAGUGCAGCAAAGGAGAGUAUGAGCGUCCUCAGUCCAAGGUCGUCUCAUCCUUCAUGGACCUCCUGGAUGAGUCCAAAGUGUCCACAAAGGUGAAGGAUGCGGUUCAUCUUCUGGUCAGUGCCAUGGAUGCUCUGCCAGAGGUGAAACUGCAACCUUUGACCUCCUGCUGUCCUGAAACUCUGACAGUCCUCAGCCAGCUGGUGGACAGCCUGAAGGACAAAGGUGAAGCCUGUCUCCCAGAGUCUCCACCUGCCCCAUUGCAGCAGGACGGGGAGCUGCGCUGGGCAGCUGAGCUCCUCUGUUCCUGCGAUGAGACGCUGACAGAGCUGAGCAACAGCUGGGACCGACCACCUGAGGUUCUGCUGGAGGUUCUGGCUCUGACCGUGCUGGGAGUCCACAUGCUGCAGCCCAGAGUGUAA
Molecule: messenger RNA, 1516 nt
Organism: Girardinichthys multiradiatus
Lineage: Eukaryota; Metazoa; Chordata; Actinopteri; Cyprinodontiformes; Goodeidae
Exons: 11
Coding region: 203-1516 (437 amino acids)
Biological process (GO): programmed cell death
Cellular component (GO): cytoplasm
Source: RefSeq, a predicted model, not a curated record